UUUUUUUUCUUUGCUAUGUCUUAUCGACGGCUGAGACCGAUUGCGGUCCAUCUCGCCACAGCUUGCUGCUUAAAAACAAACAAACCAGAAAUUUUAACGAGAAACGUAUUAUAGUUUUACGUAAAAAAUUUGUUUAUGUUAUUAUCGAAAAAUGUCUAAACCAGGUGAAAAGGCUCUGCAGGCUAUGAAAGAACUGGAUAAAUCAGUAGUUGUUUUCAAAAAGCCCAAAAUUCCGAAUACCAGACCCAAUAAGAAAAAAAUCCUCACGGAAGAAUCAUAUUUAGAGGAAAUGGCCAAAAUAAUUCAGCGUGAUUUUUUUCCGGAUCUACAAAAGCUAAAGGCACAGAAUGAGUACCUAGAUGCCCUGGCUAGCAAUGACAUAGUCAAAUUACGACAGAUUUUUUCAAAGUACAACUCUAAAUCACCUCUAUUCAGGCAGCCAAGCCCAGCCACGUUCGAAACACCGCUUCCUAGUGCCUCACUCGCUACAGAAGAUACUCCAUCAGUUCGGUCUACAGUCAGCGCAAGCUCAAGCAAAAGCAGUAAAUCACUCGCGGAUGGACACUCGUUGGAUAGUUUUUUACAAAACUAUACUAGCGAAGACAACGACAGCUUCCAGGAAAUUAUCGAAGCCGCAGACAGAAAAAUGAGACAAAAAUUUGCUGUUCUUUAUGCAGCUGAAAAUAGCAGCAAGGAAAGUUUGUGCAAUAGUUUGGCGCUACCGUGCAUAGAGAGCCAGUUCAACAAUAAAACUAAACCAAAAGAAUUGGAUAUGUGGACAUAUCGUAAUAAAAAUUACAUUAUGUACAUUCCGGAUGGAGUGUCAUUGACUCGAGCGGAAGAAAUUGAGCAGGCAAACAAAAAACAAGAAAUAGCGCAUGAUAACACAAGGUUGAAAUCAAAUCCUUUCAAUGAACAGGAAAGUAAACAAGCCAUCACUGAAGCUGCGCGAUCACAAGCUAAAUGUCUGCCAGAAAAAAUUGGUGUUGACGGAAAACUAAUCGAGGCUUCAUUAACGCCUGCUGUUCGAGGAUUCAAUUUUGUAAAAAGUCCGUCACCAUGUCCCGGUGUCACGGACAGCCCUCUCUUUACCUGGGGUGAAAUUGAGGGAACACCUUUCCGCUUGGACGGUGGAGACACCCCACUCCAUCCAGCUUCUGCGGGACCAUCGUUUAGAAUUGCAGAAACUUCUAAGAGAGAAGCACUGGGACUCCAGCUGGCUGAAAAAGCCGCCGAGAAAUCACGUUCUAAAAAGGCAAAAGCAAUAGAAGCAGCUCGAAGAAAUAUUGCUUCUCCUAUGAUUCGAAACACUUUCGAUCGCAUAGCCAGCAUGUCACCAGCUGCCAGAAGACUUGCCUCUAACAAACUAGGCCUGAUUAAUAGUCCUAGUCCGUUACGCUCGCCUUGUACCUCGAGUUCUCUGAAAACACCUCUACGUAGCAGUAAAUUAAAACCGACACCAUCACCUGCCGCCAUUGUUAGAAGAAAAACACCAAUGGUCGCUGCUUCCAACAGUAGUGGCAGAAAUCUCCCCGAAUCAAUAACUUUGACCGACAACCUAUUGGAUAUACCAUCUGCUGCAAAACGACCGAAAGCCGCAGAUUUCUUUUAGAUUUACUAAAUUAAAUGGUGUAUGAAAAAAGAACUACUAUUUUUGCUUAAACUGUUGUACAGUGAUUUAAAUGAUUAGUAUGCAUACAAACUGCAUGAACUUCGAGAAUAAAGAACUGUCCUAUUUUUGGAAAUCCACCGCAUUAA
Molecule: messenger RNA, 1758 nt
Organism: Malaya genurostris
Lineage: Eukaryota; Metazoa; Arthropoda; Insecta; Diptera; Culicidae
Gene: Es2
Product: splicing factor ESS-2 homolog
Exons: 3
Coding region: 152-1612 (486 amino acids)
Cellular component (GO): catalytic step 2 spliceosome
Source: RefSeq, a predicted model, not a curated record